GUGCCCAGAUUAUUGAUCUGAUGAUGCUUGUAAUAGAUGUGACAAAAGGGAUGCAGACGCAGUCAGCAGAGUGCUUGGUAAUUGGGCAGAUUGCCUGCCAGAAGAUGGUGGUAGUCCUGAACAAAAUAGAUCUCCUUCCAGAGGGCAAGAGACAAAGUGCCAUUGAGAAGAUGACUAAGAAAAUGCAGAAGACCUUGGAAAACACCAAGUUCUGUGGGUGUCCUAUUGUUGCUGUUGCAGCAAAGCCCGGUGGACCAGAAGCCCCAGAGUCUGAGAAUCCGCUAGGUGUUUCUGAAUUAAUUGAGGUCCUGAAGUCUCAGGCUUACCUGCCAUCAAGAGACCCCUCGGGACACUUCCUUAUGGCAGUCGACCACUGUUUCUCUAUCAAGGGUCAAGGCACAGUGAUGACAGGGACUAUUCUUUCUGGCUCUGUUAGCCUUGGUGACAGUGUGGAGAUUCCUGCCCUGAAGGUGACAAAGAAAGUCAAGUCCAUGCAGAUGUUCCAUACUCCUGUGACUUAUGCUAUGCAGGGUGACAGAGUAGGCAUCUGUGUUACCCAGUUUGAUCCUAAACUGCUAGAACGAGGCCUGAUUUGCACCCCGGAAUCACUACACACCAUCCAUGCUGCAAUAAUUUCCCUGAAAAAAAUCCAGUAUUUUCGAGGAGCUCUUCAGACCAAGGCCAAGUUCCAUAUCACAGUUGGUCAUGAAACAGUUAUGGGAAGAGUGAUGUUUUUCAGUCCAGCCCCCGCUGACUUCAGUGAAGAAAUGAAAGAAAACGUUUUUGAUUUUGAAAAAGAUUAUCUUUACCAAGAGGAAUAUUUGUCCAAGGACUCAAAUUCUUCAGAGGACAACAAAGAAAAUGACCAGGCAGAAACCCAGCUCCCAAGACAACAGUGGGCUUUGCUAGAGUUUGAAAAACCAGUCACUUGCCCUAGACUGUGCCUUGUGAUUGGCUCCAAGCUGGAUACAGAUAUCCACGCGAAUACCUGCAGGCUGGCGUUUCACGGGAUACUGCUCCAAGGCAUGGAAGACAAGAACUACACAGAGACAUUCCUUCCAAAGCUGAAAGUGUACAAACUGAAGCACAAAGAAGGGCAAGUGGAAAGG
Messenger RNA from Merops nubicus (carmine bee-eater), 1109 nucleotides. RefSeq names its product eukaryotic elongation factor, selenocysteine-tRNA-specific (gene EEFSEC). The record is from RefSeq and is a predicted model, not a curated record. Gene Ontology annotation, molecular function: GTPase activity; translation elongation factor activity; GTP binding. The annotation marks the transcript as partial. The transcript is spliced from 4 exons. NCBI's taxonomy places the organism in Eukaryota, Metazoa, Chordata, Aves, Coraciiformes, Meropidae. Gene Ontology annotation, biological process: selenocysteine incorporation.